AUGAAAGACAUUGAACUGAUCAAUCAGAAGAAGCCUGAAAUUCAGAACAAGUCUGCAGAGAAACAAAGAUCAAGAUAUUCUGCAACAGAUCACUUAUCCUCUCAGAUCUGUGAUUCAACAGAUGCCAAUGAAUUAAUGGGUCAAAUUCUCAAUGGAAAAGUCAAAUUCAAAAGCCAUGCAAGGGUUGGAGUCUCUGAACCAGUUCAGCCUGAGCUAAAGAUCAAUUCCAGUCAACUUACUUCAAAGCCCAUGGUGCCAAAAUCCAAAACAGCAUAUGGAAUGUGUUUGUUAUAUGCGCCAGUCACUAUAAACCAACAAGAAUUAAUGGUGUUGAUCAAUACUGGUUCAGAAAUUAAUUUGUUGUCUUGGAAGUAUGCUGAAAUGUUGAAAUUGCCAAUGGAAAAUAAGCUCAACUUAUUCUUGGAAGAUCUUGGUAAUUUGCUGCCUGUUGGAGGUGCAACACCUCAGAAGACAGCAGAAUGGGUGCCUGUGGAUACAAGGCCUGAGGAGGAUGAAGAAGAUAUGAUGAAGACAAUGGGUAUAAGAAUUAAUAAUGAGAAGGUUGAAGGUCAGGAGAUUGAAAAGAAUAGAGAAGUUGGGAGUGUUGGCAGCAUUGCUGGUGUUGGUGCUUACAGUGAUGAGGAGAAAUAUAAUUCCAGCAUUGGUGAAUCCAAAAGUGUGCUAAGUCUAAUCAGAUUAACCAGUGCACUGGUGAAUCAAAUGAACCAAUCAGAAGACAAGAAUAAUUUUGCAUCAGAAGUUUGGAUUUUCCAACCUCUGCUUUCUAAUCCAGACAGUGUCACAGCUCACUGCAAACAUUACACAUGUGAUAUAAAUUCCAGUUUAAUUCACAAACCUAUUUCACAAAGUACUCAAUUAAUUUACACAUCUCUGAACAAAAAUUAUGAUUUUGUCACAAAGAAAUUGUGUCAGAUAGAUAUUUUUAAUUGUGGAUGGGACAUUGAGCUGUCUUCUUCAGAGAUCUGGAGAGUGUGCACUGCUUAUAAGCAGAAAGCUAAUAAGAUAAAGCUAUUAGCAUCUGGAAAAUCUGAUGGAAGCAAGCUGGAAGGCCUAGAUAAUUGA
Molecule: messenger RNA, 1083 nt
Organism: Coccidioides immitis RS
Lineage: Eukaryota; Fungi; Ascomycota; Eurotiomycetes; Onygenales; Onygenaceae
Exons: 4
Coding region: 1-1083 (360 amino acids)
Source: RefSeq, a predicted model, not a curated record